Messenger RNA from Musca vetustissima, 1376 nucleotides. RefSeq names its product S-adenosylmethionine synthase (gene Sam-S). The coding region runs from base 24 to 1313 and encodes 429 amino acids. NCBI's taxonomy places the organism in Eukaryota, Metazoa, Arthropoda, Insecta, Diptera, Muscidae. The transcript is spliced from 7 exons. Gene Ontology annotation, molecular function: ATP binding; methionine adenosyltransferase activity. The record is from RefSeq and is a predicted model, not a curated record. Gene Ontology annotation, cellular component: cytosol. Gene Ontology annotation, biological process: S-adenosylmethionine biosynthetic process.
ACAACAAAUAAUCCACAUUCAAAAUGCCAGCUACUCCAACAAAUGGUCAUGCCAACGGCUGCACUGUCAACGGCAAUGGUACUCAAUAUGACAUGGAAGAUGGUCAAUCAUUCCUUUUUACUUCCGAAUCUGUAGGCGAAGGACAUCCAGAUAAAAUGUGCGAUCAGAUUAGUGACGCCAUUUUGGAUGCCCACUUAAAACAAGAUCCCGAUGCCAAAGUUGCUUGCGAAACCGUGGCUAAAACUGGUAUGAUUUUGUUGUGCGGUGAAAUUACCUCCAAAGCUGUUGUGGAUUAUCAAAAAGUUGUACGUGAAACAGUUAAACACAUUGGUUACGAUGAUUCCUCAAAGGGUUUUGAUUAUAAGACUUGCAACGUUUUGUUAGCCUUGGACCAGCAAUCACCGGAAAUUGCCGCUGGAGUGCAUGUUAAUCGUGCUGAAGAAGAAAUCGGUGCCGGAGAUCAGGGUAUUAUGUUCGGUUAUGCCACCGAUGAAACCGAAGAAUGCAUGCCCUUGACCGUUGUAUUGGCACACAAAUUGAAUGAGAAAAUUGCCGAAUUACGCCGUUCCGGUGACUUCUGGUGGGCCCGCCCCGAUUCGAAGACACAGAUCACCUGCGAAUAUUUGUUCAAUCAAGGCGCUGCUGUACCCAAACGCGUUCACACAAUUGUCAUUUCGAUGCAACACUCGGAAAAGAUCACACUCGAGGAUUUGCGUAGUGAGGUUAUGAAUAAAGUUGUCAAAGAAGUCAUUCCCGCCAAAUAUUUCGAUGCCAAUACAAUUGUACACAUUAAUCCAUGCGGUUUGUUUGUCAUUGGUGGACCAAUGGGUGAUGCUGGUUUGACGGGACGUAAAAUUAUUGUCGACACCUAUGGUGGUUGGGGUGCUCACGGUGGUGGUGCCUUCUCCGGCAAGGAUUACACCAAAGUAGACAGAUCGGCCGCCUAUGCCGCUCGUUGGGUUGCCAAAUCAUUGGUCAAGGCUGGUUUGUGCAAACGUUGUUUGGUCCAAGUGUCAUAUGCCAUCGGUUUGGCUGAGCCACUCUCCAUUACAGUCUUCGAUUAUGGUACUUCACACAAGACACAAAAGGAAUUGUUGGAAAUCAUUCGGAACAAUUUCGAUUUGAGACCCGGUAAAAUUGUGAAGGAUCUCGACUUGAAGAAACCCAUUUACCAGCGCACAAGUACUUAUGGCCAUUUCGGCCGUGACGUUUUCCCAUGGGAACAGGCUAAACCCUUGAACACCAAUGGACUAGAAGCUGACCUGCAGCAGCUGCCUCAGCCACCGUGUGCUAAAAAGUCUAAAACCGCGUAAUUUUUAGUUAUAAUUUUAAAAUUUUACUAUUCUUUUUGUCCUUCUCUUCUCUUUUAUUAUUAU